Bufo gargarizans (Asiatic toad) is the source of this 1737-nucleotide messenger RNA. RefSeq names its product E3 ubiquitin/ISG15 ligase TRIM25-like. NCBI's taxonomy places the organism in Eukaryota, Metazoa, Chordata, Amphibia, Anura, Bufonidae. Bases 98 to 1654 code for a protein of 518 amino acids. The transcript has a single exon. The record is from RefSeq and is a predicted model, not a curated record. Gene Ontology annotation, molecular function: protein binding; zinc ion binding.
AUCUCUGAGCUUCAGGGGUUAAUUCUUCUACAGGAGCUCUCCGCCCUCUUAUCAGAAGAGACUUUUCCACUUUCGGUUCCUGCUCCUCCGUACCACAAUGGCGUCUGCUGACCUGAGGGCCGAGCUGGACUGCUCCAUCUGCCUGAGCCUCUAUACAGACCCCGUAUCCCUGAGAUGUGGACACAACUUCUGCCGCUCAUGUAUUGUGAGUGCGCUGGAUGCACAGGAGGCAGCUGGAGUGUAUUCCUGUCCUGACUGCAGAGCAGAAUAUCCGGAGCGUCCGGCCCUGGAGAAGAACAGGAAGCUGAGGAACAUAGUGGAGCAUUUCUUAUCUGCUCGGCCUGAUAUGGAGGAUACCGGGAUCUUCUGUACUUAUUGCGAUUCUCCAGUACCAGCUGUGAGGACAUGUCUGCAGUGUGAGGCCUCGUUCUGUGACAAGCACUUGAGUAGACACAGUAAGUCAUCAGAACAUACUUUAGUUGAACCUACUGCUACCCCGAAGGAAAGAAAAUGUUCCACACACAAGGAGGUGCUGAAAUACUAUUGUCCUAUAGACACCGCCUGUAUCUGUGUGUCCUGCUGUCUGGUCGGGGAGCACAGGGGACAUGACGUGGAGCUACUGGACGUGGCCUCUGAGAAGAAGAAAGAAAAACUGAGGAAAUAUCUGAAGGAACUAAACCCACAAAAAGCAGAUAUUCAGGCAAGACUCCACAAUCUGCAGGAUCGUCAGAGGAAUAUCCAGGAGAAAGCCUCUGAUAAGAGGAAGAAUGUCAGGAAGUUAUUUAUGGACAUUAAGAAGCAACUGGAAAUGGCAGAAAAGAAAGCGCUGAGCGAGAUCUCCAGGCAGGAGGAGAAGAUUGUGUCCCACAUAUCUGAUCUGAUCAAGAAGCUGGAAAUAGAGGCGGACGAGCUGUCCAGGAAGAUGCAUCACGUGGAGGAGAUGUGUCAUGUCACCGACCCAAUAAGACUCCUACAAGAAAGUGACAUUACAGUAUGUGGUCGUGGAGAUGAUGAGGACACAGGUGGAGAGGGCAGGUCUGAGGAUGGUCUGGAUGAGGUUCUGAUCUCACUGACCUUACACCGAUCUAUGAGGGAUAUUGUCACCAAUGUCAGAUCAGAGCUCGGGCUCCAUGUUCCAGACAUAUUGCUGGAUGAGGACACUGCUCAUAGAUAUUUGAAGAUAUCAGAAGAUCGGAAAACAGCAACAGAUUCAGAGAAAGAAGAACAGGACAGACCAGAAUCACCAGAAAGGUUUCUGAUCUACCCCCAGGUGUUAAGCAGAUGUGGCCUCUCCUCAGAUAGAUAUUACUGGGAGCUAGAGUGGAACCUGAUAGGAGAAUGUGGUGUCGGACUGUCCUAUCCCAGUAUAGAAAGGGAAGGAGAUGAGUCUGGUAUUACAUAUAAUGAAAAAUCUUGGUGUCUGGUUAUGUCUGAUACAGUAUGUGCAGCGUAUCACAACUCAGCCAUAUUACCUCUCAAUAUAAAUUCAUGUCCUAGACUUGGUGUCUUCUUAGACUAUGAGGCCGGGCGUCUGUCCUUCUAUCAGCUGUGUGACCCCAUCAGACACUUACACACCUUCACCGCCUCCUUCUCUGAACCCCUACAUGUUGCCUUCUAUAUGCAGGAUGAAGCCUCUGUUAGAAUAAUAAGCUGAGGCCGAUGCGUCCACGUCCCGUUAUAAUCUCCGCCUAUAAGUCACUAUAUAGCGCUGUAUGGGCGGAGCCUCCGAUCACACAA